AACCCGAAAAAAUAAAUAUCAAACCCGCCCGCCCUCCAACCCCCUUCAAAUCAAACCAUCGCAGGAAAUUGAAGCAAAAGAAUUGAAAUCCGAGAAGAUUAAAAGCGUGGCAAUGGACAAGAGAGCAUUAUACCGGGCAAAGCUGAAGGAACAGAAGCAGAAGCGAAUUGAUUCCCCUCUUGUAAGGUUCAAUGAGCAUGAUCAGCCUGUAUGUAGAGUUUGUAAUGUUGUUCUGAAAUCUGAAUCUCAAUGGCCUGGACAUCAAGCUUCUCGUAAACAUCAUGAGGCAAUAAAUAAUCUCAAAGCUAAUGCUGCUGCAGCGAAAAACCCAAACAAUGUAAAAAGCGAGCCUCCAAAGGAGCUGCCUAAAACUAAGCCUGAAAUUUCUGAGGGUGUAAGCCGUAAAGAACUUGAACCUUCUGCUGCAAUAUCCAAACCUCGUGCAUCAUCUAUGCUUCCUCCCAAUUUUUUUGACCAGCAAGAGACAAAGAGGCCAAAAAUUGAGAAAGAUUCAGCUAGGUUGGGAGACCAUGUAUCGAACAGAGAUCCUGCAGUUUCAGAUCACACUGAAGAGGUUGAACCGUUUUUGGCAAGGUCUAGCAUUCAGGGCCUAUCUACUUCCAAGAAUGCUGAGACUAGAAGCACGGAAAAUCAGCGAUCUGGUGAAAAUGGACCGAUGUCAAAAGUGAGUUCUGGUUCAGACGCCAAUCCGGUCAAAGGAGCUCUCCCUGCAGGUUUCUUUGACAACAAAGAUGCCGACUUACGUGCUCGUGGUAUUACACCGGUCAAACCAGAUGUCAAGGAUGAGUACAAAGAAUUUGAGAAGUUAAUCCAAGAAGACUUAAAAGAGGUCGACAACCGUUUAGAAGAAGAGGAGAUUGAUGCUGCAGAAAUGAUUGAAGAGGAAGUAUCUGUCGAACAGAGGGGCUAUAGGGAAAGACUGGAGAUGUUGAGAAGGAAGAAGAUGGAAGCUAAGGCUGCUAAGUCUUCGCUAGGCAGCAAAGAAAGUAAGGUUGCAAAUAAGGAGUCUAGUGAUGACGAAUCAUCAAGUGAUGGUGACAGUGAUGAGAAUCUUACUGUGGACUGGAGGGCUAAACAUUUGUGAAGAUAAGGUUUUGACUACUUCUGCAAGUCAACAAGAGAAAGAACCAAAUUCAUUUGUAUCUGUACUCUUUUGGCAAUAGGUAAUAUGAUUGUUGAGGAAAGAGGUGAACAAGUCGAGAAUGGAAGAAACAAUACUGUGCUAAACAAGUCGAUAAUAGAGGAAACGAAGAGUGUCAUGUUGUUCAGUGUCUGCUAAAGAAAUUUUGUACUCUUAUGAAUACAUUUCGAAAAUUGUCAGCAAAUCUACUUUCAUAUUCUUCGUAUUCACACAUAUUGAGGCAAUGAGGUUCUUCCUUUGCACAUA
This is a messenger RNA of Solanum dulcamara, 1408 nucleotides long. Its product is annotated as protein ABA AND ROS SENSITIVE 1. Gene Ontology annotation, biological process: mitotic DNA damage checkpoint signaling; mitotic DNA replication checkpoint signaling; nuclear DNA replication. Gene Ontology annotation, cellular component: spliceosomal complex; nucleus. The transcript has 9 exons. The coding region runs from base 113 to 1105 and encodes 330 amino acids. Gene Ontology annotation, molecular function: zinc ion binding; nucleic acid binding. NCBI's taxonomy places the organism in Eukaryota, Viridiplantae, Streptophyta, Magnoliopsida, Solanales, Solanaceae. The record is from RefSeq and is a predicted model, not a curated record.